AUGCCGAAGCUAGAGCCAGGAAAGUAUUUGGCCAUGGAUUGUGAAUUUGUUGGUAUUGGCAAAGAUGGAGAGCAUAACGCACUUGCACGGGUAUCAAUUGUUAACUUUUUUGGACAUGUGAUAAUGGACGAAUAUGUACGACCAAAAGCAAGAGUAACAGAUUUUCGAACUUCAAUUUCAGGCGUGGCACCGUGGCAUUUAAAAGAUGCCACCCCUUUUGAUGAUGUACAAAAGAAAGUUAGUGCUUUAAUCAAAGAUCGAAUUCUUGUUGGGCAUGCCAUAGCCAAUGACCUUGAAUGUUUGCAACUAAGUCAUCCAAGAAGAAUGUUGAGAGAUACUGUAUCGUGUUCCGAAUAUAGAAAAGUAGCUGGAGGUAGAUCACCUAGUUUGAGGAAAUUAAUGCAACAUUUUUUCAAAAUAAAUAUACAGGAUGGUGAACAUAGCUCUGUUGAAGAUGCACGAGCGACAAUGCUUUUAUUCAGGCGUGCAAAGGAUGAUAUAGAGAGGAACAUGGAAAGAAGAAACUGA
Molecule: messenger RNA, 528 nt
Organism: Lodderomyces elongisporus
Lineage: Eukaryota; Fungi; Ascomycota; Pichiomycetes; Serinales; Debaryomycetaceae
Gene: REX4
Product: putative 3'-5' exonuclease
Exons: 2
Coding region: 1-528 (175 amino acids)
Biological process (GO): ribosomal large subunit assembly; rRNA processing
Cellular component (GO): nucleus
Molecular function (GO): 3'-5' exonuclease activity; nucleic acid binding
Source: RefSeq, a predicted model, not a curated record